GACGCUAGGCGGAGCGGGGCCCCACACAGGCCGCAGCGGCUGGCUCGGGCCCCUACGGUCCCGGCGGCGGCUGGAGAAGGAAGCCAGGCGGCUGAAGAGAAGGGGAGGCGGAGGAGGCCGAGGUGGAGAGCCGCUCGUCGCAAACUCACUUCCCCGGCUCAGCAGGGAAAGGUUCCUAGGAGGCGAGUGUGGACGGUAUGCAAAGUUGUGAAUCCAGUGGUGACAGUGCGGAUGACCCUCUCAGUCGUGGCCUGCGGAGAAGGGGACAGCCUCGUGUGGUGGUGAUCGGCGCCGGCUUGGCUGGCCUGGCUGCUGCCAAAGCACUUCUGGAGCAGGGCUUUACGGAUGUCACUGUGCUUGAGGCUUCCAGCCGCAUUGGAGGCCGCGUACAGAGCGUGAAGCUUGGACACGCCACCUUUGAGCUGGGAGCCACGUGGAUCCAUGGCUCCCACGGGAAUCCCAUCUAUCAUCUAGCAGAAGCCAAUGGCCUUCUGGAAGAGACAACUGAUGGGGAGCGCAGUGUGGGCCGCAUCAGCCUCUACUCCAAGAAUGGCGUGGCCUGCUACCUCACCAACCAUGGCUGCAGGAUCCCCAAGGAUGUGGUUGAGGAAUUCAGUGAUUUAUACAACGAGGUCUAUAACUUGACCCAAGAGUUCUUCCGGCACGGUAAACCAGUCAAUGCUGAGAGUCAGAACAGCGUGGGGGUGUUCACCCGAGAGGAGGUGCGCAACCGCAUUAGGGACGACCCUGAUGAUCCAGAGGCCACCAAGCGCCUGAAGCUCGCCAUGAUCCAGCAGUACCUGAAGGUGGAGAGCUGUGAGAGUAGCUCGCACAGCAUGGACGAGGUGUCCCUGAGCGCCUUUGGGGAGUGGACUGAGAUUCCCGGUGCCCACCACAUCAUCCCCUCGGGCUUCAUGCGGGUUGUGGAGCUGCUGGCUGAGGGCAUCCCGGCCCACAUCAUCCAGCUGGGGAAACCCGUCCGUUGUGUUCACUGGGACCAGGCCUCGUCCCACCCUUGGGGCCCUGAGAUUGAGCCCCGGGGUGAGGGUAACCAUAAUCAUGACACUGGGGAGGGCAGCCAGGGUGGAGAGGAGCCCCAGGGGGAGAGGCAGGAUGAGGAUGAGCAGUGGCCGGUGGUGGUGGAGUGCGAGGACUGUGAGGUGAUCCCAGCGGACCACGUGAUUGUGACCGUGUCGCUGGGCGUGCUCAAGACGCAGCAUGCCAGCUUCUUCCGGCCAGGCCUGCCCGCUGAGAAGGUGGCUGCCAUCCACCGACUGGGCAUCGGCACCACCGACAAGAUCUUUCUAGAAUUCGAGGAGCCCUUCUGGGGCCCCGAGUGCAACAGCCUACAGUUUGUGUGGGAGGACGAGGCGGAGAGCCACACGCUCACUUACCCACCCGAGCUCUGGUACCGCAAGAUCUGUGGCUUUGAUGUCCUCUACCCGCCUGAGCGCUACGGCCACGUGCUGAGUGGCUGGAUCUGUGGGGAGGAGGCCCUUGUCAUGGAGAAGUGUGAUGACGAGGCAGUGGCUGAGAUCUGCACAGAGAUGCUGCGGCAGUUCACAGGGAACCCCAACAUUCCAAAGCCUCGGCGAAUUCUGCGCUCAGCCUGGGGCAGCAACCCCUACUUCCGGGGAUCCUAUUCAUAUACACAGGUGGGCUCGAGUGGGGCAGAUGUGGAGAAGCUGGCCAAGCCCCUGCCAUACACGGAGAGCUCCAAGACAGCGCAAGGAAGCUCCUCAAAGCAGCUGCCUGGUCACCUUUUAUCUUCCAAGUGCCCAGAACAGUCCCUGGAACCUAAUAGAGGCUCCAUAAAGCCCAUGCAGGUGCUGUUCUCAGGUGAGGCCACCCACCGCAAGUACUAUUCCACCACCCAUGGUGCUCUGCUCUCUGGCCAGCGCGAGGCUGCCCGUCUCAUUGAGAUGUACCGAGACCUCUUCCAGCAGGGGACCUGAGGGCCUCCUCGCUGCCAAGCGUGUUCCUUAAAGAACCACUAACUUGUGACUUUCAGCCCUGCCCCUUGCUGUUGUGUACUCCUCAUUUCCUAAUCCUCUGGAGAAUGGAUUUGUAUCUUUUGUAGAGCUAGACAUCUAAAUGGCUUCAGACCUGGCCCUGUAGCUUUUCCUUUUCUCCUUGCUGGGUGGUGACCAGGGUGGGGUCUGUUGAUUUACCUCUGUGCUCUGACCUCUGACCUCCCCAUGCCUCCCCUCAUCUCUGAACUUGUUAUUGUAAGUGCCUUCAAUACUCUGCAUUUUGGGAUAAUAAAAGAGGCUUGCCCUUCCUGUG
Messenger RNA from Globicephala melas (long-finned pilot whale), 2286 nucleotides. RefSeq names its product spermine oxidase (gene SMOX). Gene Ontology annotation, molecular function: polyamine oxidase activity. NCBI's taxonomy places the organism in Eukaryota, Metazoa, Chordata, Mammalia, Artiodactyla, Delphinidae. The record is from RefSeq and is a predicted model, not a curated record.